CGGGCGACGGAAGAUUGAUAUAAGACUUGUCCGUCGAGGUCGUGGAACCUAGUGAGGUCGGCUUGCAGCCUCUGAGAAGCCGAAGUCAAUUUGAUGAAUGAUGUGCAGGGGGCAAAUUGGAACAACAGAUAAGACAAACAUACUCAGCCCACUCGCUAUGGUUCGCUAUCGGGAAGCAGGCGAGCAGGCAGAUAAAGAAUCUUGUCGCAGCUUCCAGUCAAGUGGUGUUGGGUGGUGUGUCAACAUUUGCCCCAUCGGCUUGUCCGCUGCGAGCAAGGCCAGCGAAAUCUUCUGGAAGACUGGCAGGAGCGAGGAUCCUGCGAGUAGAACUGAUAACCACUGUGAGGCCCAUCCAAUAGGCGAUCACACGGUAUCAGAAGGCGCAGGGCCUGUGCCACUCAUUUAAUGGCUUUCUUGGCCACGGUACAAUCAGGAGACAGCUGUUAUCGGCUCUAAGUGAGACCGCUCGUGUCGCCAACUCUCCAGC
Molecule: messenger RNA, 487 nt
Organism: Aspergillus aculeatinus CBS 121060
Lineage: Eukaryota; Fungi; Ascomycota; Eurotiomycetes; Eurotiales; Aspergillaceae
Exons: 1
Coding region: 98-406 (102 amino acids)
Source: RefSeq, a predicted model, not a curated record